AUGACAAACGACAUCCAGCUCCAUGACCUUGAAACUAAUGAUAACCACCAUCUUGAUAAGGAUCAUAAAGGUGAUAAAACAACUACAACCACAACAACUAUACUUUCACCAGACCCCAAUGAAUCACCUUUCAAAGACCUUGAAACCCAAAAUCAAUACACACCCACCAUAAUAAAACCUCUUGUGCUGGAUAAAAACUUCAAAAUCACAUUAACAGCCGUAUGGAUUGGUAAUUUCCUAUGUUCAUUAGAUGGUACUAUAGUAUCUACAACAAUGUCAAACAUUGCAUCAGAUUUCGGUCAAUCACAUCUUGUCACUUGGAUUGCUGUAUCUUAUUUAUUAACCUCCACUGCGUUCCAACCAUUAUAUGGUAAGACUAGUGAUAUCCUGGGAAGGAAAACGUUGUUAUUAGCUGCUCAAUCCUUAUUCGGAUUAGGGAUACUAUUAUCUGGUGUCUCCACAAAUGUUCAAACCCUGAGCUUAGCAAGAGCCAUCAGUGGGAUUGGUGGUGCUGGAAUAUAUGCUUUGGCAACCAUAAUCAUAAGUGAUGUUGUCCCUUUAAGUCAUAGAAGUAUCUUUUCAGCAGGUGGUACUAUUGUGGGUAGUACGUCACAAAUGCUUGGAGGUCCAAUUGGUGGAUUAUGUAUUGCCACUAUUGGCUGGAGAAUGAUGUUUUUAAUUCAAGUACCCUUUAUCGUUGGAUGUAUUGUGCUGACUUGCUUUUGUGAGAUAAAUGUGGAACAUAUACCUGAUGGACCUGAUCGGUUUUCUAAAGAGAAUUUGAAAAGAAUAGAUUUUGGUGGGAUUAUUACGUUGAAUUUGAUUGUCUCAAGUGUUAUUUUUCUAUUAUCAAGUGAAUAUUCAAAAUUUAUACAUAAUUGCUUAGUGUUGGUUUUGGUUUGUUCAAUAAUUGGGUAUAUUUAUAUUGAAAGAUAUGUGGCAAUUGAAAAAAUUAUUGAUGUCCACAUUAUAAAAGGUCAAAUAGGUGCAUUAGGAAUAAUCAAUGGUGUUAAUUCUUUAUCCUUUUAUAUGAUUUUAUUCAUAACUCCAUUAUAUUUACAACUGAUUCAAAAUAUUGAUGUUACACAGAUUGGAUUUUAUACAAUGUUUUGUGUUAUAUCAUCUGCAGUUGGUGCUGUUAUUUCAGGGCUAGUAAUUAAGAAAUUCUCUCAUACUGAAGAAUCAACAAUGGUUGCAGGUGUGCUAGUCUCGUUAAUUUCAUUCUUUAUACAAGUUAUUGGGUUCACAGGGUUGCAUUUAAUUGUCAGAUAUAUUCAACCUGAAAAUCAUGGAGGUGUUAUUUGGAAAUUUGGUUUGAUAUUAAGUUUAAUAAUUGCAGGUUUAGGUGCUGGUGGGUUUGGUCCCGGUGUUGGGAUCUUUGUUAUAGGUAAAGCUGGUAGAAAAGAUCAAGCAAGUGCAAAUACAGUUGUGUCUCUUAUUAGAUCAUUGGGUAACGUGUUGGGGAUUUCAAUCUCAUUAUCAAUUUAUACUAAAAAAGUGUAUGAAUCCCUAAGCAAAUAUUUUGGAUCUGAUAAAUCUAAAGUUUUCAAAAUUUUGAUUAAAGAUUCAAAUUAUAUUCAUCAUGGAUUGAAUGAGAAAUAUAUUGGUGAUGUGUUGAUUAUUUAUAGAAGGGCUUUAGCAACUUCGUUUUAUCCAAUUUUUGUUCUAACGUUUAUUGCAUUGGUUGUGAUGGUUUUCUUCCAAAGAAGUGUUAGAAGGUUAUUAAAUUGA
Molecule: messenger RNA, 1731 nt
Organism: Hansenula anomala
Lineage: Eukaryota; Fungi; Ascomycota; Saccharomycetes; Phaffomycetales; Wickerhamomycetaceae
Exons: 1
Coding region: 1-1731 (576 amino acids)
Biological process (GO): transmembrane transport; basic amino acid transport
Cellular component (GO): fungal-type vacuole membrane
Molecular function (GO): basic amino acid transmembrane transporter activity
Source: RefSeq, a predicted model, not a curated record